AUGGACAGCCCGCUCCAUUUCGGUACCAUGCACAGCUCUUUCAGCACAACAAACAUCACCCUCCAUUCCAGCACCAUGGACAGCUCUUAUAGCACCAUGGACAGCACCCUCCAUUCUAGCACCAUGGGCAGCUAUUUCAGCACCAUGGACAGUACCCUCCAUUCCAGCACCAUGGACAGCUCUUUCAGAACCAGACAGCACCCCUCUGUUUUAGUGAAAGUAGGCUACGCCAUGCGGGAUCUGGUGAACCGGCUGCCCGGCGGCAGUCCGACGUCGCUGUCGGACGAGACGGUGGUGUCGGUCUGCUGCACGCUGCACGAGGUCACCAGCCGUAACAUGGCGAACGCCAAAGCUCUGGCCGACAGCGGAGGCAUCGAGAAGCUGGUGGACAUCAGUAAAGGACGGGGGAAAAGGUACUCGAUGAAGGUUGUGAAGGCGGCAGCGCAGGUGUUGAACACGCUGUGGCAGUACAGAGAGCUGAGGAACUUCUACAAACAGGUCGGUACCAGCAGGAACGUCUAG
Molecule: messenger RNA, 522 nt
Organism: Perca fluviatilis (European perch)
Lineage: Eukaryota; Metazoa; Chordata; Actinopteri; Perciformes; Percidae
Product: plakophilin-4-like
Exons: 3
Coding region: 1-522 (173 amino acids)
Biological process (GO): cell-cell junction assembly; cell-cell adhesion
Cellular component (GO): cytoplasm; nucleus; adherens junction
Molecular function (GO): cadherin binding
Source: RefSeq, a predicted model, not a curated record